CUAGAUGUCGAAUCGUUUAGUAUUCUUCGAUUGAGUAUCUAAAAAUGAACAUAUUUUGCGGACUGCUGGCUGCUUUGCUACUCCAGAGUGCAGUUGGACAGCCAGUUAUCGGGCCUGAAGACGAUAGAUUUUUGCGAAACACUGCUGAUCGUGUCAGGGACCAUGGCUAUCCGGCCGAAGUUCAUAUGGUCGAGACAGAGGACAAUUAUGUCAUUGGUAUGUUCCGUAUACCCUAUUCGCACAAACUUCAAAACCAAAAUGAGAAACGGCCGGCUAUACUGCUGCAACACGGCCUGACCUCCUGCUCGGACGCUUGGAUCCUCAGUGGACCGAACGAUGCGCUGGCGUUUCUUUUGGCCGAUGCGGGCUAUGACGUUUGGAUGGGCAAUGCUCGUGGCAAUACCUAUUCCCGCAACAACACCAGACUUUCCACAAACCAUCCCUACUUUUGGAAAUUUAGUUGGCAUGAGAUUGGAGUCAUCGACAUGGCCACAAUGAUCGACCACAUUCUGGAAACCACGGGUGAGAAGGCUAUUCACUACACUGGACACUCUCAAGGCACAACGGUCUUCUUUGUCUUGAUGUCGGAGAGGCCGGAGUACAAUGAGAAGAUCAAAACUGCCCACCUGCUGGCGCCUGUUGCCUUCAUGAGCAACAUGAAGACAAUUUGGGCCAAAUAUACCAGACGGUUCAUUGGCCGGCCCAACACCUUCACGCGGUUGCUUGAUACCACGGAAGUGAUGCACUCAACAUUCUUCCAAGAACUCUACAACAUAUUGUGCACCAAUCACCCGGUCGUCGAAUUCAUGUGCACUAAUAUAUAUUACCUGUUAAAUGGCGAGACCGAUGGCGGCAACAUGAAUAAAACGGUAUCGGCACAGCUUGAAGAAACACACCCCGCCGGUGCCUCAUCUACCCAAGUCCUACAUUAUAUGCAGGAGUAUGAGAGUGGGCGCUUCUGCCAGCUCGAUCACGGCCCGGUGAAGAAUCGCAAAAUGUAUGGACAGGACACGCCCCCUGAUUACGAUGUCAGAAAAAUAACAGCGGAUCUCUACUUCUACUACAGCGAUGCGGACACGUUGGCUGACGUCAUUGAUGUGGAAUACUUGGCAGCGAAGUUACCCAAAAUGCCCACAAUGACUCAUUUUCCCGGCGACAUAAUAACCCAUGGCGAAUUCGCCUGGCAUAUUCGAGUAAAGGAGCUGAUCAACACACCGAUUAUCAGUGCCUGCAAUGCCUACGAGGAAUCGAAUCGAGUUGAUCACUUGGGCGACUAAAUCGAAUUUUGAGCAAACAAUAAACCAAUUGCUAAUCUCGUCGUUAUCGACGCAUCAAAUUUUAGAUUAGGUCAGUUGUGCCAUUAGAAAAUGUCCGAAAAAAUAUCAAUGGCAAAUGGUAUUCACAUAUGGUAUUAUCUACCAGAGUUUUGAAAGAAUUUGAAUUGGAAUAAAGUCAUUAUUCUUAAAGUGAAAUCGACCAAAAAACACUCUUGUCUAAACUAUAUUCACAAAACUACUUUUGUGGAGCCAUGUUAACCAGACUUGGUGUGUCACACUUGGCAAUAAUAUCUUUGGGAAAUCUAAAGGCGCUCUUAGAGAAAUGGCAUUAAAGCUUCUAAUUGAGAGUGGUAUACAAAACUU
This is a messenger RNA of Musca domestica (house fly), 1640 nucleotides long. Its product is annotated as lipase 3. The transcript is spliced from 2 exons. Gene Ontology annotation, molecular function: hydrolase activity, acting on ester bonds. The coding region runs from base 45 to 1277 and encodes 410 amino acids. Gene Ontology annotation, biological process: lipid metabolic process. The record is from RefSeq and is a predicted model, not a curated record. Lineage: Eukaryota; Metazoa; Arthropoda; Insecta; Diptera; Muscidae.